GAGGAAAGGCGAGGAUAAUUUUUUGCGGAGGGAAGGAGGAAAACGACGACGCAUUGAAUGGAGAAUCAGAAGGCAUCGGCGUAUUACGAGAACAGAGCGGUUCAGUUCGGGGUAGUGAGCACCGACUGGCUCGCUCAGGCCCAGUCCGCCACCGUCCAUUCUCCUCCUCACAACAACGAUGACGACGAAGAGAUACCGUUCUCGGUGAUAUCGGAGUUCGACAGGUGGCGCAAACACCCCGAUUUGGCGGAGGCCGUGGCCGCCAUUCGCGCCUUGGCCGCCGUCAUCCGCUCCAGCAAGGCCUCCACCAUGAUGCAGCUCGAAAUCCAACUCAAAAACGCCUCCGAUACCCUCAAAUGCUGGGAUACAACCUCCAUCUCUCUAACCGCCGCCUGCGAUCUCUUCAUGCGAUACGUCACCAGAACUUCCGCUUUGGAGUACGAAGACUUCAAUUCCGCCAAGUCUCGCUUGCUCGAACGCGCCGAAAAGUUCGGUGAAAUCUCCUUCAAGGCUCGCAAGAUCAUUGCAAUGCUCAGUCAAGAUUUUAUAUUCGACGGCUGCACGAUUCUCGUUCACGGAUUCUCCCGAGUCGUGCUUCAGAUUCUCAAACUCGCCGCGCAGAAUAACAAGCUCUUUCGCGUCUUCUGCACAGAGGGGAGACCAGAUCGAACGGGUUUGCGGUUGUCAAAUGAGCUGGCCAAGCUUGAUGUUCCGGUGAAGCUUGUUAUAGACUCUGCGGUGGCGUAUACCAUGGAUGAGGUUGACAUGGUGUUUGUUGGGGCGGAUGGAGUUGUUGAAAGUGGUGGCAUAAUCAACAUGAUGGGGACUUACCAAAUCUCAUUGGUUGCUAAGAGUAUGAGCAAGCCUGUUUAUGUGGCUGCUGAAAGCUACAAGUUUGCUCGACUUUACCCUCUGGACCAAAAGGAUUUGGCUCCUGCCUUGCGACCAGUUGAUUUUGGUGUGCCUAUUCCAUCCAAGGUUGAGGUUGAAUGUUCUGCGCGGGAUUAUACUCCUCCUCAAUAUCUCACUCUGCUUUUCACAGAUUUAGGUGUUCUUACUCCAUCAGUUGUUAGUGAUGAACUCAUCCAGCUAUACUUGUAGUCAUUCCUGUAUAAUUUUCUUCCGAUUCCUUUAAAAUGUUGGCCUCACUUCAAGAUUCUGUGUCUUGUGAAAUAAUUUUGUAACAAGUACAUGCAUUAGCAAGUUCAGUAUAACUGAGGAUCUAUGAAGCUCGGAUGCUCUGAAAAUGUCUAAGUAUCAA
Messenger RNA from Glycine soja, 1261 nucleotides. RefSeq names its product translation initiation factor eIF-2B subunit alpha-like. Lineage: Eukaryota; Viridiplantae; Streptophyta; Magnoliopsida; Fabales; Fabaceae. Gene Ontology annotation, molecular function: guanyl-nucleotide exchange factor activity; translation initiation factor activity. Gene Ontology annotation, cellular component: eukaryotic translation initiation factor 2B complex. The record is from RefSeq and is a predicted model, not a curated record. Gene Ontology annotation, biological process: translational initiation. The transcript has 5 exons. Bases 58 to 1101 code for a protein of 347 amino acids.